This is a messenger RNA of Vespula vulgaris, 2133 nucleotides long. Its product is annotated as fatty acid synthase-like. NCBI's taxonomy places the organism in Eukaryota, Metazoa, Arthropoda, Insecta, Hymenoptera, Vespidae. The transcript is spliced from 4 exons. The record is from RefSeq and is a predicted model, not a curated record. The coding region runs from base 535 to 1050 and encodes 171 amino acids.
CCGGGUAUUUUACAAAUAAUUUACUGAAUCAUCUACUUUUCGAGGAAACCUCGCACUUUGUACCUAAUAGUGCUAUUUGCAUUGAUAUUGCUCUGUAUAGGCAACUACAAGAGCUUAUUGGCCAAUCAUGGCAAACAAUGGGAACAAAUAUUUCGAUAAAUCUGUGCGAUCCCAAAGAUAACUUGAAAAGUAUUUUGCAGGGAUUAGGGAUACAAUAUAGUAUCGGUUUGCAGUUUGACCUUGCUAAAUUGUACCCAUCAGUAGGAUAUCCGGUCAGUCGUGGUACAUUAAUGAUAUCUCCACUCGUUAGGUGGGAACAUUCAUAUGACUGGUAUACAACACAUUUCAAAAUGCAUGAGAAGUUUACAGCCGAGGAAAGAAUGGUGGCGAUCUCCAUAGCAGAUGAAGAUUUCCAGUAUAUAAAAGGUCAUGUCAUUGAUGGCAGAAAUUUAUUUCCUGCAACAGGACAUUUAUGUUUAGUACGGGAAACAUUCGGAAUGAUGAUGGGAGAGCUCUACACAGAAAUCCAUUGUUAUGGAAAAUGUAAAAUUCAAUCGAACUACAUUAGUCCCCGAAGUGGAAAAAGUCGAAAUAAUUGUCAUGAUUCAGAAAGGCAGCGGCAAAUUCGAAGUUGUCGAAGAAGGUGCAACUAUUGUUACUGAUAAGAUUCUAUUAGUAAUAUCGAAGGAGACAAUAUUGAGUCAUAUAAUAAAGAGAAAUAUUAACAAGGAAGAAGAAGAAUUAGAUGGAAAAGAUAUAUAUAAAGAAUUGAAUUUACGUGGUUAUCAAUAUAACGGCCUCUUCCGAAGCAUACGCAGUGUGUCUGUUUCGAGAGAGAAAGGACAUAUACAAUGGAAAGGGAAUUGGGUAGCUUUCAUUGAUAAUAUAUUCCAGAUGAAAAUCUUCAAUUUAGAUACUAGAGAUUUAUUUGCGCUGAUUGGAAUUCAAAAAUUAGUAAAGGAUACUAAUGCUUAUCAACAAUAUCUUCAAAGUGUGACCAGUACUAAAAAAUAUAUAUUUUUGUACAAUUUUUCAAAAAUAUCGAUGUGAUUGCAGCGGUGGGUGUGGAAAUACAUAAACUUAGAAUUAGUAAGAUUUCCAGAAAGAGACCUAUCAGUGAUCCAGUUAUCGAAGAAUAUAAAUUCAUCGCUUAUCGUGACAAGAAGGAAACAUCAUUACGAGAAAUAUUAACGUUAUCCGUGCAUAUCACUCUUGAAAAUAUACCAAUGUUUAAGAUGAAGACAAUCGAACUUAUUGACGAUAAGGACAAUAUCUCAACCGAAGAAUUCGUCUCUCCAAUGAUCUUGGAUAUAUUAAAUAAUUUAUCUAUAGUGGAAGUUAACGUUAAUGUAUUCACAUCGAGAAACAAAGUGGAAGAUAUUCCUAAAGGUGUCAUUGUUGCAGAACCAAAUAUAAUAGAAACGGAUGACAUCGCUUCAUUCGCUAUUGGAUGCGGUUUGUUGACGAACGGAGAAAAGAACAGCUUGAAAAAACUUCUAAAAUUUACAAAAAAUGGAGCAUUUCUUUUAUCUCGUGAAAAAAGAAACAUACCAUUAGACCUAUCAAUUUUACAGGAAUUUCAAUUACGUAUAGUAUUAGAAAAAUGUACCUCCGAGGAAUCCUGGAUACUUUUCAAAAAGACAAAUAAAAUCCCGGAGCAGACCAUGAUUGUUAAUGUUAAGAGCAAUGAAUUUAACUGGUUGCAAAAAGUGCAAGCUAUACUUGAAAGAAAAGAAGAUGAGGAUAUCAGCAACACGAGAGUCAUACUCAUUGACGAAGGAAACUCGGAGUCCGGUCUCUCAGGAUUCAUUAAUUGUUUACAGAAGGAACCUGGUGGGAAUAUCUUUCGAGCUGUUUUAAUUCAAGAUCUUAAAGCCCCGAAAUUUUCUCUGAAAAUACCAUUUUACUCCGAACAACUCGAAACGGAUCUCGUUAUAAAUUUUUUACGACAAGGGAAUGUUUGCGGCUAAUAUAGGUAUCAGCUACUUCCAUCUCGCGAGCCGAAACUCACGUAUCACGCCAUUAUUAAUCAAGUGGUAUGAAUGAAAAUAUUUUAUCAUAUUAUUAGUAGCAUACAAUAAAGAAAAAAUAUUUUUAAACAGACACGCGGAGAUUUAAGUACGAUACGUUGGA